Messenger RNA from Cyanidioschyzon merolae strain 10D, 1302 nucleotides. RefSeq names its product DnaJ homolog, subfamily A. Gene Ontology annotation, cellular component: cytoplasm. The coding region runs from base 1 to 1302 and encodes 433 amino acids. Gene Ontology annotation, biological process: protein refolding; response to heat. Gene Ontology annotation, molecular function: Hsp70 protein binding; ATP binding. NCBI's taxonomy places the organism in Eukaryota, Rhodophyta, Bangiophyceae, Cyanidiales, Cyanidiaceae. The transcript has a single exon. The record is from RefSeq and is a predicted model, not a curated record.
AUGCGACGUGACCUGGUUUUGCUGGUACUCAUUCUGCUCGUCCUGGUACCUUUUUAUUCGAAGGGGGUAACUGGUCGCGAUCUCUAUGAAGUUCUCGGCGUUUCGCGUUCCGCAGAUGAGGCUGAGAUCAAGCGAGCAUUUCGCAAACUAGCCCUGCAGCUGCAUCCCGACAAGAACCCCGACGACAGAGGAGCCGAACAACGCUUUAAAGAAAUUAGCACCGCAUACGAGAUCCUCAGCGAUCGAGAGAAGCGUCACAUCUACGACAACUACGGAGAGGCUGGUCUGAAAGCGCACGAGGGUGCUUCAAGCGCUGGUGGCGCGGAGGGCCACGGGUUUUUCGAGCCCUUCGAUCUCUUUGAGCAGUUCGGUUCGGUGUUCGGAGGUGGUUUCAGAGGCAAACCGCGAGGAGCGCACCGUGAGAGUGCCGCAUCUGACCUGCCGCCUGGACCCGAUCUCUUGCUCGUGCUGCCGGUGACACUCACAGAUCUGUACAACGGGGCAGUUCGCGAAGUUGUGCAUCGUCGUCGUGUACGCUGCCCAAAGUGGUUUCAAUCGUGUCUGACGACAUGCUCUGCCUGCCACGGACGCGGUGUGCAAAUCAUAACGAGACAACUUGGACCCGGCUACGUGCAGCAGAUCCAGACGAUCUGCACUGUAUGUGGCGGCAAGGGCCGCACAGUUCGCACUCCCUGCGAUGCAUGUCCGCACGGUGAAUUCGAGCAGCAGGAGAAGCUUCUCACGAUCGACAUCGAACGAGGAGCAGAGGAUGGAUCCCGAAUCCCAUUUGAAGGCGAAGGCGACGAGGGUCCCGGCACGAGCGCUGGGAAUGUGUACUUCAUCUUACAAAGCGAGCCGCAUCCGUAUUUCUGGCGUGAAGCCUCUGCAGGUCGAUCACUGGAUCUUCAUAUGAAUCUGAGCAUCACGCUGCGUGAGGCUAUGAUGGGCUUUGAGCGCGUCGUGAAACACUUGGAUGGGCACGAUGUGCGCAUCUCCAAUGGAAGCGCCGACAUUCUUGCGACUGGCGACACACUACGAAUACCCGGUGAGGGUAUGCCGUCGCGCGUGGCCCCCAAUGAGGCAAGCGGUCGCGUUCCGUACGGCGAACUCCUUGUGCAUGUUCGGGUUCUCAUGCCGAGUCGGAGCGCCUUGGGAUCAGAGUUACUGCAACGUAUCGCAUCUCUGCUUCCGACAGAGCAAGCCAAAUAUAAUAGUGACGUGGAUCGAGUUUGGGAAACGCGAGGUCGGCAGUCACCAGCUUCCUCUAAUCGGACCGCGUCGCGUCCUCAUGACGAGCUCUGA